Messenger RNA from Paramecium tetraurelia, 1119 nucleotides. RefSeq lists its product as uncharacterized. The transcript has a single exon. NCBI's taxonomy places the organism in Eukaryota, Ciliophora, Oligohymenophorea, Peniculida, Parameciidae. The record is from RefSeq and is a predicted model, not a curated record.
AUGAUUUCGGCUUGCACUUUAAUUGCAUUUAAAAGAAAUGAAUUGAAUCUUUUUUGGAGUGGUAAUUUUUAUGAUGAGAUCCUACUUGAUCCAUUUAAAAAUGAGAUGGAUAAAAAGUCAGUCAAAUUGAUAAGCUUUUUUAAUAUUGGAGUGUCUUAGGACUUGAAAAAGAAGUAUGCACUUAAUUCUGGAGCAGAAUAACCAGCAGCUGUAUACGAACCUUUUGAAUUAGUAAAGGAAAAUUAGGAAGGCGAGUUGAAAUUAGACUCAAUUCUAUUUGAAGGAUUAUAUUCAUUUUAGGAGGUAUAUACAACACAAAAUUAAACCUAUGGAAAUAAUUAGUAUAAAAUAAAUUAAUAAGAAAACACUUUGGUAGAGAAUCAAAAAUAAUAAUAAGAAAUUUAAACUGAUCUUAAAGAAAAGAAGGAUACUGCUUUAGUUGACUCAAUAUUGUAGAAUAGUCAAGAGAAUCAACCUCUUAUCAAUAGAGAUAAGAAUGAUGAUAAGGUAGAGAAUCCAUAGUAGGAUCAAUAGAAAAAUAUUGAUCUCAAUCAAAAAGGUCAAAAUGAGGAUGUAUCUAAAAUUAAUAUUGAAUCUAAAACGUCUCCUGAUGUUAUAAAGCAGAAAUCUUUGGGAAAAGCAACGAUUGCCUAUAUUGAGAGUAAAAAGCUUGAGGAAGCAAUUUUAGAAUCUCCAAUCAUUUAUUCUAAGAAUAAUGAAAAAUAAUCUUAGAAUAAUGAACCAAACAAGAAAUAACAAAAGGCGGACAUUUAAAUUGAAAUUAAUGAAUAAUAAAAGGUCGCUUAGGGAAAUCAAAAUAAAUAGAGUAAUCAAUAAGAUAGAGUGGAUAAAGUUGAGCAAAAAUAAAAUCAAGAAUAAUAAAAUAAUAAAGUUUUCACUUCACCUGCUCGAUAAAAGUAUUAGGUUGAUCCUCCAAAAGCUAAAGAACCUUAAGUUGAUCGCUUUAAAUAAAAGUAAUAACUAAGGCAAUAGAAUGAGGGUUUUAAAAAAAACUUAGAGUUCUUCCAAAAUCAAGAAAAAGUUGGAAAUUUUAAGGCUCCUGUUAAAAAAUGAGCAUAUUUUGUUAUAUUAAAAUAAACAGACUUUUUAUUCUAAAUA